AUGUCCUCGUCGACCGUAACCUUCCCUCUUCUACUCCUCCUCGUCCUCCUCUUCGUUGUCGUGGUUGUCCGCGUCGUCGAGCCGCGCAAGUACGCAGGCGCUGGCGUGGGGUCGAAGGGAUUCGUGUGCACGACGCCGAGGGAACGAUUGAGUCCUUCGCACCCGUCUCUAACUCAACUCUGUCCGCACGCAAGCCUCAACCUUCGUCCCCUCGCCCUCGCCUCGACACCAUGCACACCCACCACCCACUUCUUUCGCCUUCGUCCUCUCAUCCUCUCGGCCCCAUGCACACGCGUCCACUCGGCCACAACAACCCCUUCGACCGCUCCCUCACGAGCCCCUGCCGCCGCCGCACCCGCGCUUCGCCCUUGCGCACAGCGUGUCGCAAUCGUCACGCUACCCGUGCUUCAGCGCAUCGACGGCGAGGCCCUAAUCCUGCCCCUCCCUGCUCAGCCCUGCCUGUCCCGCGCACCUGCGCACACCCGGAAGCGGCUCCUCACGCCGCAUCUCUUCCCCUGCUCCCUCCUAGGAGGCGAGGGCACGACCACGCUCCCCGGUGCCCUACCGCCCGACGCCUUGUUCUCCAAACACGCCCACUCGACGCUGCGCACCGCCGCACACGCAUCGCACGAGCGAACCCCAUCCUCCCCCUCCGGCUACGCGCACCACCAUGCGGCUGGCGCUGUCGAGAGCACCACCUCGCCCGCGAAGCAGCGCUACGUCGCGGACGCGCACGGCCUCGAGAUCGUCAAGAAGAUCCGGCAGGGCGAGGUCGAGCUGCGCGAUCGCACCAUCGUCCUGUGCGACAUCAAAGCCAACGUCGAUCCAGCUCGCUUUGCGAAGCGGAGGGCCAUCACGGACGCGAAGAAGCCAGGCAAAGCCCCCACCGCGAUCCCCGCUGUCUCAGACGCAAAUUGCUCGUGCGCAGAAAAAGCAAGUGUCGCUUUCCCCGCGCAGUCUUUGCCAUAUAGAAACGGCCCCGACGCUGACCUCGUGCACACAGAAACCUACUACCCCAUCAUCAUGAUAUCUUCCUCCCCGACCAUCCUCAUCACCAUGCACAAGGUCAAGUGCUUUCUCGAAGACGCCCUGUAUGCCCGCCCUCCCUCUUCCUUCAUACGCAGUUACUACGUCGUGGACAGCGUCGACGCGCUGAACAAGUUCGGCGCGGAUGCGUGGGACCGUGUCGUUGCUAUUGCAUUGAAGGGCGUGUACAUGUCGUGGACGAACGAUCCGUCUAACCCCGGGGUCGAAGACUGGAAUGUUACCGAGAUCAAGAUUGACCCCAAUCGGGGACGCAUCGACAAGUCGACCGUGGCGCACUCCUGGAAGAUGCCCGACAUGUGGACAACGCAGAACAAGCCGUCGCUGAUGAUGGCCUGA
Heterobasidion irregulare TC 32-1 is the source of this 1383-nucleotide messenger RNA. RefSeq lists its product as uncharacterized. The transcript is spliced from 8 exons. Gene Ontology annotation, molecular function: RNA polymerase II complex binding. Gene Ontology annotation, biological process: positive regulation of transcription elongation by RNA polymerase II; transcription elongation by RNA polymerase II. Lineage: Eukaryota; Fungi; Basidiomycota; Agaricomycetes; Russulales; Bondarzewiaceae. Gene Ontology annotation, cellular component: Cdc73/Paf1 complex. The record is from RefSeq and is a predicted model, not a curated record. The coding region runs from base 1 to 1383 and encodes 460 amino acids.